Brassicogethes aeneus is the source of this 5069-nucleotide messenger RNA. Lineage: Eukaryota; Metazoa; Arthropoda; Insecta; Coleoptera; Nitidulidae. The record is from the annotation of a GenBank genome assembly.
CUAAACACAAAAAAGAAUUUGGUUACAAUUGUGAUGGUGGCCAUAGUGAGUUAAAUAACCAUGUCGUUAGAGACUCGAUCAAAUUCAGCUCUUUUUAAAAGGGCCGAACAAUUAAGACGAUGGGAAGAAUCGGACACGAAUCGCGAGCCAGUGGUGCCCAAGCAAAAGUCCAGGAAAAUAAAGUUUUCGUCGGGGUGUGUGUUUUUGGCAGCGUGUGCAUCGGGGGAUAAAGAUGAAGUUUUGAAUUUACUAGAGAAAGGAGCAGACAUAAACACAGCAAAUGUGGAUGGGCUAACAGCCCUUCAUCAGGCAUGUAUAGACGAUAACCUCGACAUGGUCGAGUUCCUGGUGGAGCACGGCGCCGACGUGAAUCGCGGCGACAACGAGGGAUGGACGCCUCUGCACGCGACCGCCAGCUGCGGCUUCCUCUACAUCGCCCGCUACCUUAUAGACAAGGGGGCGGACGUGGCGGCGGUCAACAAUGACGGCGAGCUCGCCAUCGACAUUGCAGAAUGCGAAAAAAUGAAGAAUUUACUAAAUGAAGAGGUCGACCGAAGAGGUAUUGACUGCGAUGCUGCGCGUAGCGAAGAAGAAAGGCUGAUGUUGAGAGACGCCAAAGAAUGGUUGGCUACGAAAAGUUCUCUGGUGAACUCGCAACACCCCAAACAUGGCGCCACUGCUCUGCACGUUGCGUCCGCAAAGGGCUACACAGGCGUUAUGAAAAUUCUCUUGCAAUGCGACGCCGACGUAGACGCUCAAGACGUAGACGGAUGGACUCCCAUGCACGCCGCCGCUCAUUGGGGGCAGUCAGAGGCGGCGCAACUGCUAGCAGAAGGUUUAGCCGAUAUGGAAGCAAAAAAUUAUGUUGGUCAAACGCCAUUCGACGUGUCCGACACAGAAAUGUUUAGGCAUUUGGAACAGUUAAGGGAAAAACAAAACAGAGAGGAUAUAAAUCGUCGACAGGCGAAAAAACGUGCCGAAAAGUUGGACCGUACGUCCGAGGCCGAAACGCCGAGCAAGGUUAAGAAAAUCGAGGUUGAAAUAACCGCGCCAGAAGUGCCUCCCGUUGACAAUAAAAUCGACGAAAACAUCGAAAUGGAGGUGACUAGCGAAAGCGAAUCGGAAACCGAAAGCAGUUCGGAUACAGAGUCGAGCAGUAGCGAGGACGAAAAGAAAAACAGGGCCAACACCAUGACAAUGACUGAUACGCACAACGAAACCGAGACAAUAACUUCCAGGCUGCCACCCACAGGACAAAAAACUCCUGCUUCCGCAGUCGAAAACAACGUUGAAGAUGUUCCUGCUUGGAGGAAAACUGCCAAUAAAAACUCCAAAGCAGAAGGCAACAAAAAGAAUUUUAAUGACUCUAAUAACAUGGAAGAAGUUACUCUAAGAAGAAGCAACAGUUUGAACAGUGACACGUUCUACACAAAAUACAAGGACCUGCAUGAACGCAUUCGGGCAUAUAAAAACUAUGACGUUAUCCCUUAUUCCACCAGACCCCAAUCCGAUACUAUCCUUUCCAUACAACCCAGAAAGGGCUACAGCAGCUCAAAAGAGGAUAAAUCCGAACAAAAUUCAAUAAGCACUACCACUAGUACCACAUCAACUCCCAGUAAAAUGUCACCAGCUUCUAGUCCACUACCCACAACACAGCCUUUGAGAAGGUCCUUCGUUCCACCAGUUAGAGACGAAGAGAGCGAAACGCAGCGUAAAGCCCACGCGAAGAGGGUGAGGGAAACAAGACGUUCCACGCAGGGUGUCACGUUGGAGGAGAUCAAAUCUGCCGAGCAGUACAUCAAAAAGAGCCAAACAAACAACAAAUCCGAUGCGUCGGGCGCUAACGGUGACUCCGGCAUCCACGUGACCGCUACCAUAACGACGGCCACGCCCACCGUCAUCACUCGGGAGAGCGAGGACGCGACGACAACGCACGAACGCCGGCCUUCGUGGAGAUUGCGCGUCGAUAAUGGUAGCUGCAAGUUCAAAUUGGAGGACGCCACCAAGCCUGCGGAUACGCCUAGCACCCCGUCGUUCGUGCGUCGCAGCAGUACUACCACCACGACCACCAAUAGCAACAACAACACGUUGCUGGCGUCGCAGCAGAGACCGACGUCGGCGCCGGUAGAGACGGCCGACGCCACCGUCACCCUGCCUCUGAGGAGGCCCAAGAGCCUGGAAGAAAAAGAACAAGAUAAAGAAAAUGAUGUAAGAAACGCUCAAGCUACGCUAGCGACCCAAGCGGCAAUCCAGAGAAGGAGGAGGCCUAAAAGAAGGUCCACUGGAGUGGUUAAUUUUGACAAUGUUGACGAUCCAGACCAAGACAAAGAGUCUUCUGGAGCUGGUGACCUUGAUGAAACCAAACAUAAUCAUCAAGAGUUUACUUUCGCCCAAACAUUAAAUUACAUAAGGAACUUGCGUUUCUUGUACUCGUUUGCGUUUGUGUGUAUUCUUGUGAGUGAUAUGUCGUUCAGAAGCAGCAAAGGUGUGCCGACGAGGCACAGAUCCUCUUCGAGUGUGAGGAGUAAUGGUUCGGUUGGAGGUUAUUCCAGACCGAGGAGUUUGGGGUAUUUCGGUUCCAAUACUUCGGCGUAUUCUUCACCAUACUCCAGCCCUUCUUCGUAUAGCCCUUCAUCCUACAGUAACUACACUUCCAACUACCAAAGUCCGUAUUUUCCCAACGGUUACAGGGGCUCCAGUGGGAGCAGCGGUUACGCCAGUCUUACGAUACCCGCUAAGGCCCUUACGAAUAUAAACGUGGUUACUCCGAGUUACUCCAAGACUUAUGAUAACAGUAGGGACUACGAUGGAGGGCACAGGUCGAGAAGGGAUAGUGCUAGGAGUUAUGCGAAUAGGGAAAGGUCGCUGUCAAGGUCGAGGAAUUCUUUGGCCAGCUCAGGGAUGGGUUCCAGGUCACUUAGUAUGACUUCGCUUAAUUCUGACACAGGAUAUUGUAGCGGUGUCGAAAGGAGCAGCCGAUCGCGUAUAAGCAGCAACAGUGAUAUUAGAAACGAAAAUGGAGAAAUAGAUUACAAAAAAUUGUACGAACAACAGUUGGUAGAAAAUGACAGGCUUAAGGACAAGCUCAAAAAGUCCGACGAGGAACUACGCGACACGAAACAAACGUUGGAAAGAAUAAACGUAGUUACUAGCAAAAAUUCACUCUCUGAGCUGGAAAAGCGUGAAAGAAGAGCAAUGGAAAGAAAAUUAAGUGAAAUGGAAGAGGAAUUAAAGCAAUUGCAAAAACUGAAGGCCGAAAACGAAAGGCUAAAGGCCGAUAACAGGUCUCUUACUCGGGUCAUCAACAAACUUACCAACUCUGCAAAAAAAUAGCACCUGGAAAUAUUGAAGUCCGAAAAUCAGAGGUUGAAAGAUGAAAACGGAGCGCUAAUUAGGGUCAUUAGUAAACUGUCCAAGUGAAUCGUGUUUUUCCUAUUGCAUUUUUUGUGUUAGCGACAACUUACACGUUAUUUAUUUAUUUAUGUCAAGCAUUAAAAGUUGUCCGUUUGUUGUAACCAAGUAUUAUUGUUAGUUUUUAUUUAUUUAACACAUUUCUUUGUAAAAGCGACUUUUUUGUUUAUGUGUAUGAAGAAUCCUGCCCAGUUUAACGCCAGCUAAAUUUCUUACUAAAAAUAUUACCCGUUUGACAACGUUUCUGUCUUGAUUGGGCUAAAUAUAUAAAAAUUUGUUUAUUGAAUGUGUGAUAUUGUACUUUUUAUUGUGUUAAUUUUACUAAAUAUUGAUUAUUUUUGUAGUGUUAAAAAUAGAUUAAAAAGACAAAAAAUACUGACUCAUGAUACAAAUCAAACUUAUCUACAUUUACUGCAUACAUGUCAAAUUAAAGAAUAUUUUUUGUAAAAUUUGUAUUGCAUUAUAUUAAUGAAAAUUAUCUUAUAAUAUGUAAUCAUAUUGUAUUUGUGAAUAACUUAUUAUAGACCAUAAAUUAAAAUAAACCAUUGUAUUUACACCUUUAUAACAAUUGAAGUUCCUUGUUUUCAAUUGUCUUUAAAUAUUUGGUCUUAUUUCAUAUUAACAAUAAUUGUGAUUUUAAUGUUAUCUAAAAGUAUUUUUAGUAAUUUCUACGCCUUCAAUUUAACAUAUUAAUUAUAUGUAAUUUAGUUAGUCUUUCGCGACUUUGAAAAUUGUUAUUUUUUGAUCUAGUCUGGACUAAAAUUAUGAUAAACUUAUUAUUUUGAUGUUUAAAAAUGCAGAUUUUUUUAUUGUUAUAUACAAACAUGUAUAUAUUAUAAGGUGCUGAACUGUUAUAGCUUUUAUAUCAAUUCUUUCUCUAAAAGAGAUUUGUAUAUUCAUGUCUACAUUUUAACUUGUACAUAAAAUACAACUUUUAAAGGAAAACUUAAAAAAUGUUUAUAGAUAAAUUGCCCAUACUAAUGUAAUUGUAAAUUGUUUUAGUACCUAUUUAACCAUAUCAAAUAUUGGUUACCUUUGUAAAAGUUUUAUUAAAAUAUUAAAAUCCAAUUUAGGAACUGUUAUAAUUUGUACCUUAAAAUAUUAAAAGAUACCAAGGGCAUUUUUUAUUGUUAAAAUUUAUCAUCCUGUUGAUUAAUAUUUAUCACAACCAUAAGUAAAAUGCUAAUAGACUGAUUAUCAAUUAAAUUGAUUUGCUUUAAAAUUGUUUAUGUUUUUUCACUUAAUAUUUAUUUCAUAUGCAGGAUAAUCUUAACUAAAUAGAUUUUAUUAAAUUUAAUCUAUUUUUAAACCAUAACGUUAAAAUAAAGUUUGGGUUUAAAAAUAUUUUAAGUUUAAUGAAAAAUCUUAUCAGUUGGUAGUUUUUAAUUAUUUUUCCUGUUCAUAAUGUUAAAUCUUUUUCUGAUUUAUUUUAAAUAUUGUUUACGAUUAAAACAAAGCUUGUAUAUAUUAGAUUAUAUGGAUGCUGUUUAACAUAGUUUCAUCGAACUUGUGCCUUGCUUUCCAUUAUACAAUACAUAUACACAUUAAUUUUAUAGUUGUUUUGUGUAAAUUAUUUCUGUAUUUAUUGUUUUAAAAGCUCCUAAAGUUAUUGUGAAUAGUCAUUUUUUAGAUGAUUCUGUAAUAAAACAUAUGCAUAA